AUGUCCCAGCACCAUUUCUCGGACAAAACUCCCACGUUGGAGUUUCAAACUUUUCCCAACGUACUCCCCAAAACAUGCGAUUACUCAUCCUUAUUAACCAACAUCACCGAGCCCGAGAAAGAGAGAUCAAUACCGCAAGUAGAACAAGAUGAAGCAGAACAUGAAAUCGCCAUCCAAUUACCGGCAUCUGAGUGCCAAAAAGCGGAUUUCUGGCGUGAAAUCCACGGCCAAAACGACUGGAUUGACCUACUCGAUCCCAUGGAUCCGCGUCUUCGAUCGGAGCUGAUCCGGUACGGCGAAAUGGCACAAGCAUGUUACGACGCCUUCGAUUAUAACCUCUUUUCCAAGUACUGCGGCACCUGUAAGUACACGCCAAGUGAAUUCUUUGACUCCCUAGGAAUGUCACAGCUCGGUUACACUGAAUUCAGCUUCCCUAAAGUGUGGAGCAAGCACGCUAAUUGGAUCGGAUACAUCGCCGUUUCAAACGACGAAACCUCCCGGCGCUUAGGCCGCCGUGACAUAACUAUUGCAUGGAGAGGCACAGUGACACGGCUAGAGUGGAUGGAGGACAUCAUGGAUUUCCUCGUGCCAAUUUCUUCGAAAAUCCCAUGCUCGGAUGCAACUGUGAAAGUCCAAAAAGGGUUUUUAGACCUCUAUACAGGCAAGAAAGAGGACUGCAAGUAUUGCAGGCUUUCAGCGAGAGAGCAGAUACUUUCCGAGGUCAGAAGGUUACUCGAUAAGUACGCAGACGAAGAAGUAAGCAUUACCAUCACGGGGCAUAGUCUCGGGGCUGCGUUGGCCAUUCUAAGCGCGUACGAUAUAGUUGAAACGAGCUUGAAAGAGUUAGCCGCGGACAGGCCGGCCGUGCCGUUGUGCGUGGAGAGGCUGGAGUCGACGUUGGGUUUGAAGGUGUUGAGGGUGGUGAAUGCUCACGACGUGGUGCCGAAGGUACCGGGGUUUUUUUUCAACGAGCGAUCGCCGCCGAUGAUGAUGAGGUAUGCAAAGUGGUUGCCGUGGAGUUACUCGCACGUUGGGGUUGAGCUUGCAUUGGAUCACAGGAACUCGCCGUUCUUAAAGAAGGCUGUUCAUGAUGAUCCGAUUCGUGCACAUAAUUUGGAGGCUCACCUGCAUUUGCUUGAUGGAUACCAUGGAAAAAGCCAUAAAUUUGAGCUAGCAAGUGGAAGAGAUAUUGCAUUGGUGAACAAAGCCUCUGAUUUCCUGGAAGAUGAAUAUUUGGUCCUGCCUAACUGGAGGCAGGAUGAAAAUAAGGGAAUGGUGAGGAACAAGGAUGGGCACUGGGUGCAGCCCGAACGCCGAGUACAUGAUCUCUGUUGUCGCGGAACUCCGGAUGAUGAUCAUGUGUGCAAUAUUUAGACGGCCUGGCUUCGGAUGAUCAACAUGGGGAUGAUCCUGCUGCUGCUUAGA
This is a messenger RNA of Juglans microcarpa x Juglans regia, 1425 nucleotides long. RefSeq names its product phospholipase A1-Igamma2, chloroplastic-like. Lineage: Eukaryota; Viridiplantae; Streptophyta; Magnoliopsida; Fagales; Juglandaceae. The transcript is spliced from 3 exons. The coding region runs from base 1 to 1374 and encodes 457 amino acids. Gene Ontology annotation, molecular function: glycerophospholipase activity. The record is from RefSeq and is a predicted model, not a curated record. Gene Ontology annotation, biological process: lipid metabolic process.